CCCAUUAACCCUAAUGGAUGUUACAGUUCAAACUCUGAAUUAAGCUGCACCAGGGAGCUUUCCGAGGGGUUGACCUCGCAUUUGCUUUUAUUAAAGUUCAUCGCGGGGAACAUGUUCUCGACAGAAUGUGUCCUCACAAAAAGGCGCAUUGCACGACUGGAAACAAACUCACUGCAGAACUGCCAGUCAUCAGGUUCAGUUCGCGACACACUGGGGACGCUCUGCUCAUCAGAGGAGAGAAAGUCUGCGAAAAGAUGGGCCGUCAGCGAACUGCUCAUCAAAAUCUUACUUUCCAGUUUAAAAUGGCAGACAUAUUCACCACAGAAUGAUGAGCCCUCUUCCACCCAGGAUCUGCGUGCAGGAGUUCCGGCCAUUUUUGUGGCAAUCUGGGCAAUUGUUCGGGCAACACUGGCAGAUUCAAGGUGCUGGGAGUUAAGUGCUGGUGACAUAAAAUGGAUCUACCAGGUGCCCAUCUUGACAGCAAUCGGGCUCAACUUUAUUUUGUUUGUGAAUAUCGUGAGAGUGUUGGCCACAAAGAUUCGAGAAUCAAACGUUGGGAGAUACGACACCAGGAAACAGUACAGGAAACUGGCCAAGUCCACCCUGGUGCUGGUGCUUGUGUUUGGGAUCCACUACAUCAUCUUUGUUGGGAUGCCUCAUACGUUGCAGGGACCUAGCUGGGAGGUCCGCAUGUACUGUGAGCUAUUCUUCAAUUCAUUCCAGGGCUUCUUUGUGUCCAUCAUAUAUUGUUUUUGCAAUGGAGAGGUCCAGACAGAAAUAAAGAAGACGUGGACCCGGUGGAACCUGGCCUUUGAGUGGGAGGGCCCGGUGGUGUGCGGCCGCUACCGCUACGGCUCGGUGGUCGUGGGUCUGAACAACAACAGCACCAGCAGCCAGUCCCACCUGGCCGCCGCCGGCUUCUCCUCGCGCUCCACCAUCCUCGCCUCCAGCCGCGCUCACCGGAGCGCCUGUCCCCCCGCCACCAACGUGCACGCCACCCUGCCGGGGUACGUGAUCACCAGCUCCGACCCGUCCAUCCCCGAGGAGGCGGAGGACAGUGGCCCGAAGCGAGUGGACGAUAUCUCACUAAAGGAAAACCUGCCGGUCAUGCACACGAGUCAAACGGCUGAGGAGGAGGAGGAAACUCUGUAGCAGCCAGCCUCCGUCAAGAAAAGUCACAGAAGUUGUCACAAAUCCUGUAGGAAACGAAAAACGAUUGAAAAGAAACUGUGAUUAAUUCAUUUUUCGCACUGCUUGGAGUUGGAGCCUUUCAGAGCCCUCGUAACAGGACAGCAGACCGGUGCUCACAGGACCACAGCACUGAUGGAGAAUCAACAAUCAACCUAACAUGCAUGCCUUUGGAUGGUUAGAGGAAGCCAGAGUACCUGAAAAAACUAAUGCUGGCAUAAGGAGAACAACUCUACAAAAGAAAAAAAAAAGAGAUCUGAACCGGAGACAUUCUCAUUGUGAAGUGACAGUUGUUGACCCAGGAGAUAUGAAAAGGAUAAUGAAUAAAAUAUGUUGAUACUGUUACAAAAGGGAGCUGGAAAACAUUUGAGAUGUUUGUUUAACUGUAAGUCAUUCACAGAUACACGCACAAAGAUUUUUAAAAAAGGCCAAGGCCCACCUUUCUUAUGUGCACCCUUAUUCCUUUUUAAACUUUUAAUAUUUUCCAUUUCAAAUGCAGGAGGUUUCAAAAUGAACCUUUUCUUGGAUUCAAAAGAAUAAUUAUCUUGA
Menidia menidia (Atlantic silverside) is the source of this 1737-nucleotide messenger RNA. NCBI's taxonomy places the organism in Eukaryota, Metazoa, Chordata, Actinopteri, Atheriniformes, Atherinopsidae. The record is from the annotation of a GenBank genome assembly.